This is a messenger RNA of Fusarium venenatum, 1908 nucleotides long. RefSeq lists its product as uncharacterized. The record is from RefSeq and is a predicted model, not a curated record. NCBI's taxonomy places the organism in Eukaryota, Fungi, Ascomycota, Sordariomycetes, Hypocreales, Nectriaceae. Gene Ontology annotation, biological process: regulation of DNA-templated transcription. Gene Ontology annotation, molecular function: DNA-binding transcription factor activity, RNA polymerase II-specific; zinc ion binding.
AUGACUUCCAUGUCACCUAUCGCCUUUGAUGCUUCGGCAUCGUCAAAUGGUGGCAGUGUCUCCCCUCCUCAACAGACAGUGACUCCCAAGAACGUCGCAUUCGAAUUGAUGUUUCCCGAUUCCCCGCAAUACCGUGCGCGUCUGCCAAUGCGAGUGCAAAUAUAUCCCCACGAUACUACCGAUUCGAUUGUUACAACCGUUAAGAAUUUCUAUGGUCUGUACUCGGGUCCCACCGGAUCAAAGGGUGUCAGUUUUGAGGACAAUGGAGGAAACACCUUGAUCGCUCGAUAUGAGAAUUUCCAAGACCGCAUGGUAGUAUACGUCAGGGUUAUAGAGGAACCUCCAGCGAACUCAUAUGCUCCCCACCCCUAUCACGAUCCCUCUGUUGUUAGUCACCCUUACUAUAGUGAUAACGGCUAUCCUGCUCCUGCUCCUGUUCCUCAAGCCUCGCGCUGCGCACAGGAGACGUCCAGGCCUACUUCUCCUUCAUCGCGACGGCGAAGCCCUUCUCCUCAUACUGCUCGCGGCCGAAGAAGUGCUUCUGCCAGCACAAAUGGAAAGAAGUGUCGCUCACGCUCUUCCAAGACUCGCGCCUCGGCUUCGCGAGGCCACAACGAACUGUAUAGCGACAGCAUUACUACUGGUUACAGCAGCAGCAAUGACGAGCAUGACUCGACCUCUGGAAAGAACAAGGAUCAACUUCCUACUACUGAUAUCAGUGUUGAGAACAUUGUUGAAGGUGGUCGUCGCAAGAGAGCCAAGUUUGAAAGCUCGGAAUUGCCCUUGUUCGCACCACCUCAGAUGCCAGCAGCAACCUCGAACCCUUCCGUCUCUCCCGCUCGCCGUGUUGAGCCUCAUCGCCCUGCGGUGCCCUUCAUACAGCCUCACCAAAAUCCCUUCACGAACCCCCCUCGCCCUAUGCAGUCGCCACAGGGCUACAGCAAUGCUAUGACACAUUCAUCCCUUUAUUCAACACCCGGUCGCAACCGAAAUAGUGGCGGAUAUACCAGCAGCGCAAUGGGAAUUAUUCCUACUCCCGACCCCACUGUGGGUAGCUGCGUGUCUGAAGAGGACAAGGAUGUUGCCAUUCAACUGAUGCGGCUCGGUGACAUGUCCAAUAUCUCCCACGGCCGAACCUCCGCAUCUACAGUCGAUGAUACAUUCAGUGGCAUAGCCGAUGCUGCUUCCUCCACCGGUGCUACUAGCGAUGGUGACAGCGAGAGUGAAGCAGAAUUGCCUCCUCCUCGUCGCCAGAAGCUUGAUAUAUCCAGUGGAAAGGUCUACCAGACUACCGAGUCUCAUUUUAUGCCACCCCCUGAGAGUGCUGAAGUCAGUGGCGAUGAUGCUGACUACGAGGACGGUGCUGAUGACUCUCUUCUCUCCAAUGGCAAGGGUAAGCCCGCCAAAACCAUGAAGGCCCCUUCAAAGCACAAGAGCUCUUCCUCUGUCUCCAAGACAUCUUCAAACAAGGCCUCCAAGGCCGCGCGCCCCGUCAAUGGCACCAAGGGCAAGAAGCUUCCCCCUGUUCCCAGUGGCCCAAUGUCGCCUGCCUCGAUGCCCCCUUCACGAAAGCAGUCAGUAGCAUCCACCGGACAAACUCCCCUUGUUCCUGGUGAAGAUGAUCAACCUGACCUAUCUACCAAGCCGCGUUGUCAGCGGUGCAGAAAGAGCAAGAAGGGCUGUGAUCGUCAGCGACCUUGCGGACGUUGUCGCGAUGCUGGUCUGAACGCCGAUCAAUGCAUUAGUGAGGAUGAGGGCAACGGCCGAAAGGGUCGAUACGGUCGUCACAUGGGAGUGCCCAUCAAGAAGGAUGAGGUUCCCGCCGUUGCUCAGCCUGCGCUAUUACCCGCUGCGCCCAUCUCCUCCGCAGCAAUGACUCUGGACAAGUCCAAGAAGCGCAAGCGGUGA